ACAACAUAAUCACAGAACCUCAGAAGAUCAAAACAGCAAUAUAGAAAUAUUUCAAAAACUGGACAAAGCUAAACUCUACCCAAACAGAACUAUGGCAAGAAUGAGCAAAAGAAUACAAACCUAUCCAAACGAUUGA
This is a messenger RNA of Racocetra persica, 136 nucleotides long. The record is from the annotation of a GenBank genome assembly. NCBI's taxonomy places the organism in Eukaryota, Fungi, Glomeromycota, Glomeromycetes, Diversisporales, Gigasporaceae.